Notothenia coriiceps (black rockcod) is the source of this 335-nucleotide messenger RNA. RefSeq names its product protein cereblon-like. The annotation marks the transcript as partial. Lineage: Eukaryota; Metazoa; Chordata; Actinopteri; Perciformes; Nototheniidae. The record is from RefSeq and is a predicted model, not a curated record. The transcript is spliced from 2 exons.
AUGACAGAUAAUGAGGAAGAGGAGGAGGAAGAUAACAUGGAAGAUGACAUGGAGACUGAAGAACGAGACAGUGAGGGGACAGAGAAGCACACCACCAUCAACUUUGAUCCCAGUCUUCCCACAUCACAUUCUUACCUGGGCUCAGACAUGGAGGAGUUCCACGGCCGUACGGUCCACGAUGAGGACAGCUGUCAGACCAUCCCUGUGCUGCCUCACACGGCUGUGAUGCUGGUGCCCGGCCAGACGCUGCCUCUGCAGCUCUUCAGACCGCAGGAGGUCAGCAUGAUGCGGAGCAUCAUCCAGAGAGACCGCACCUUUGCAGUGCUCUCACACAG